CUGCACCUCUCAGACACCAUUUCUGAACUCGAGAAACUCAUAUCUCUAUGAUUGUAAACGAAUUACAACGUUAUAUUAUAAGAAUUUUUAAUUGAAUAUAAAACAGAUUGUUCCUUGGAACUGAAAUGUCUGAAUUAGAGCAAUUCGACAUUCCAGAAAUGGCAGAAGUUGAAGACGACACGGUGGACAUUCGAAUUGAUAAAUCAAAAGUCGCAUUGCUAUUUUCCAAAAGCAAAGUUUGCAUUCAUCCUACCUCAAAAAUUAAAGAUAACAUAUCGGGAUACUUGUCUCUCUCAAAAACAAGAACCAACCAUGGGACUCCAUUGACUGGCAACGACAUACUUCUGUCGUGGGUCCCGGAUUCAUUUUUAAGAUCACGUCCAAGAGAUUUAAAUAUAUUCCGAACGGCUGAAACGUCAUUGGAAAGCAAUAUCAAACAACUAGUGGAAAUUCCUGAACAUCUAGAUUACUCGUUCUCAGUCCGUUUAAAUAGUAUAUACUCUAUAAUAUUUCGUCCCCCUAAAUACGGCUGGAAUUAUGGCAGCAUUGUCAUUAAUCUACGAAACAGCGGCGAAAGUUUACCACCUUUAUUCUUUCAUGAUGAUGAAUGUUCCAGCACUAUUGAAUGUAGUCGACGCAUAACAAAAGAUCAAUUUGAUCCCUUUGAUGAAGCUGGCGACAUCUUUUGGGGAGGCACACAUCUUAUUAUGCACUUGAAAAAGUACGUUAACCUGGAAAAUUCGACACAUGAACCACAAUUGUAUCUAGUCAAUCCAAGCCCUGAAGACACGCUUGCUUUUCAAUCCAAUGACUUUGCGCAUUCUGGCACGUCGUCUAAGCAACGAUCUAAUGAAUCUUCUCCUUCUCCAAAAAAAUCUCAAUCCUUUCUAAAUCCCUUCCGCCGUGCUUUGCAAGAUUUAUCGUUUACCGUUCUAGAGCGAUUUAGUCGAGUUACAAAUUAUGGAAAAUCUGAAGUGGACAAACUAAUGGAUCACAAAGUAACGAAAUCGUUGCUUCCGCAUUUCCCACGAGAAGUUCAGGUUUUAUUUGAAUCGAAGCGGCUUCAAAAGCUUACUGAAGAAUAUGAUCCCGCUCGCAUCUUCCUUGCUAAAUGGGCAGCUGGUGUUGUAGAAAAUUCUGAAAUAAGCAGCACAAAUGCUUCGUCUGAGGCCGCCGGUUUGUGGUCUGAGCAACAGCAGGAAGAGGAUUCAUCCUUGGGUCCUUUUGAGUUGGUUUAUUUCGAUGAGCGCGUGAAACGAGGUGAGCCACUCACUGUAGAACAAUGGAAGUCUUCAUUUAAUAGUGAGGGAAAACUAAUAGUGAAUGUCGAGCAUUUACUUGGAAUGAUUUUUCACGGAGGCGUUGUUCCUUCACUUAGGAAAGAAGUAUGGCCUUUCUUACUUUCUAUUUACCCUUGGGAUUCCACUGAAAAUGAACGCAAGGCUAUUUAUCUUAGUCUUCAAGAUGAAUAUAUUAGAUUGAAGCGAAGAUGGUACGAAGAUAUAACCCGACAAUUUAAUGAUCGAUCAUUCAUAGAACAGAGGAACAGGAUUGAAAAAGAUGUUCACCGAACUGAUAGACAGCAUGAGUAUUUCCAAGAAGAAGACUUACCUCAUCCUGAUCCUCAGUCAACUUUUACAGGUACUAAUUUACAUAUGGAAAUGAUGAAAGACAUGCUCCUAACUUAUAAUGAAUAUGACACAGAAUUGGGCUAUGUACAAGGGAUGUCGGAUCUUUUGGCACCAAUUUACGUUACUUUUGGUGACAAUGCUCUGGCCUUCUGGGGAAUGGUAGGAUUAAUGAAACGCCUUCAUUACAAUUUUCUGCGAGAUCAAUCUGGUAUGCAACGCCAGCUGGAAACGUUACGACAACUAAUCCAGUUGAUGGAUAAAGAACUCUACAUCCACUUAGAAAAAACUGAUUCAUCAAAUUUGUUUUGCUUUUUCCGUAUGUUACUAAUAUAUUUCAAACGCGAAUUUGACUGGGAAAUACUUUUGAAGCUUUGGGACGUGCUUUUCACAAAUUACCUUUCUUAUGAUUAUCAUAUUUUUUUUGCUUAUGCUAUUGCUGAAAGACACCGUGAAGUCUUGCUAAAUCAGACGCAUGCAUUCGACGAGGUAUUGAAGUACUUUAAUGAACUCUCAGGAAAAAUUGCCUUGGAGCCAACAUUGGUUUGCGCUGAACAGUGUUUCUAUCGGUUCAACCAAACGGUUUCAUUGAUAGACCGCAAAAGGCACGAAGAGAGAGAAAACAAUCAAGAGCCUUCGAAGACCCUUCCCUUUGUAACGCCUUUAUUACGAAACCUUCUGAGCAAAAAGCCCCUUAAUUAUGGAAACACAAGCAAUUAAUGAGUGAUUCUUUUAUUUUGUAAUUAUGUCCUUUUUAUGAUGAGCAUUAGCGUAUGCCUAAUUAUAUUUAACUACCAAGUCCAGCUAUCAAAUGGUAAUAAUUUAAAACUUGCGUUUCCGUUGCCAAUUAGGAUUUGGUCGAGAAUUGAAUUUUUUCGUCGAAAACCCUUUCUUUUGAAAUGCCGUUUUCCUCAAUUUGUCCUGCUUUUCUUUCUCUUUUAAAAUUUUCAUUCGUAUUCUCCUUUUCUUACUCGGUCUCCACCGACGGUUCUUUUUUUCAUCAUCGAUCUUAAUAUUUACAACCUUAUGAGGCUUUUGGCAUCCAGGCUAUCAUAAGUGCUGAUUAGUAUCAAAUUGAAGUAGCAUAAUAUUUUUUUUAUAACUCCCUUCCUUUAUAAUCGUAUACGAACUAUUUACUUACCCA
Molecule: messenger RNA, 2772 nt
Organism: Schizosaccharomyces cryophilus OY26
Lineage: Eukaryota; Fungi; Ascomycota; Schizosaccharomycetes; Schizosaccharomycetales; Schizosaccharomycetaceae
Product: GTPase activating protein Gyp7
Exons: 1
Coding region: 126-2348 (740 amino acids)
Biological process (GO): activation of GTPase activity
Molecular function (GO): GTPase activator activity
Source: RefSeq, a predicted model, not a curated record